Chlorocebus sabaeus (green monkey) is the source of this 2533-nucleotide messenger RNA. NCBI's taxonomy places the organism in Eukaryota, Metazoa, Chordata, Mammalia, Primates, Cercopithecidae. The record is from RefSeq and is a predicted model, not a curated record.
CCCACCUUGGCCUCCCAAAGCCGUUGGGAUAACAGGAUGAGCCACUGAGCCCAGCCAAGGGGUAGCCUUUAUAAAAUUUCCACUCUUCAGAUGAGGAGAUGGAGGCUCAGGGAGGUACCUGGAGUCACCCUGCUGGAAAGUGGCAGGUCUAGGAUUUGAUGCUAGGGCUGCAUGAUUUCCAGGAGCUGGUGCUUUUCAGGGAGAUAAAAUGAGUCUUUAGCAAAUGUGUUCCAUUAUUAUUACUUACAUUGUCAAUUACCCCUUCUCCAGGUCUUUGGCUUCUGAGAGUGUCAGCUGAUGGGCCAGGUUAUAAUGAACCCAGAGGUCAUCUUUUGGGUAUCUGUUCAGACAAACCUAGAAUACAGGCUGAGUUCUAUGCUCAUGUCCGGAACCUGGAGCUGGGAUGAGCCCAGGAGCCUUGGAUGCCCAGUGAAAAGCCGGUGGGAGCAGUUCAUUCUCUCCCCACAGAUCAAUAACGAGAACAUUGAUGAAACGUUCUGACGUUCACCAUGGACCAGCCCCUGUGAUCAAUGCUUCAUAAGCAUCCAGUCCUUAGCGUUCCCAUGAGACAUGAUUACUGCCCCAUUUUGCAGAUGAGGAAACUGAGACUCAGAGAGCUGAGACCGAGCGGCUUCUGACCCCCAACCCCGGGUAUGGGACCCAGGUGGGGCCUUCGCCGGCCCCUCCGACACCCCCAGAAGAGGAAGACCUUCGCCGUCGUCUCAAAUACUUUUUCAUGAGUCCCUGUGACAAGUUUCGAGCCAAGGGCCGCAAGCCCUGCAAGCUGAUGCUGCAGGUGGUCAAGAUCCUGGUGGUCACGGUGCAGCUCAUCCUGUUUGGGCUCAGUAAUCAGCUGGCUGUGACAUUCCGGGAAGAGAACACCAUUGCCUUCCGACACCUCUUCCUGCUGGGCUACUCGGACGGGGCGGAUGACACCUUCGCAGCCUACACGCGGGAGCAGCUGUACCAGGCCAUCUUCCAUGCUGUGGACCAGUACCUGGCGUUGCCUGACGUGUCACUGGGCCGGUAUGCGUAUGUCCAUGGCGGGGGUGACCCUUGGACCAAUGGCUCAGGGCUUGCUCUCUGCCAGCGGUACUACCACCGAGGCCAUGUGGACCCGGCCAACGACACAUUUGACAUUGAUCCAAUGGUGGUUACUGACUGCAUCCAGGUGGAUCCCCCCGAGCGGCCCCCUCCGUCCCCCAGUGACGAUCUCGCCCUCUUGGAAGGCAGCUCCAGUUACAAGAACCUCACGCUCAAAUUCCACAAGCUGGUCAAUGUCACCAUCCACUUCCGACUGAAGACCAUUAACCUCCAGAGCCUCAUCAAUAAUGAGAUCCCGGACUGCUAUACCUUCAGCGUCCUGAUCACGUUUGACAACAAAGCACACAGUGGGCGGAUCCCCAUCAGCCUGGAGACCCAGGCCCACAUCCAGGAGUGUAAGCACCCCAGUGUCUUCCGGCACGGAGACAACAGCUUCCGGCUCCUGUUUGACGUGGUGGUCAUCCUCACUUGCUCCCUGUCCUUCCUCCUCUGCGCCCGCUCGCUCCUUCGAGGCUUCCUACUGCAGAACGAGUUUGUGGGGUUCAUGUGGCGGCAGCGGAGACGGGUCAUCAGCCUGUGGGAGCGGCUGGAAUUUGUCAAUGGCUGGUACAUCCUGCUGGUCACCAGUGAUGUGCUCACCAUCUCGGGCACCAUCAUGAAGAUUGGCAUCGAGGCCAAGAACUUGGCGAGCUACGACGUCUGCAGCAUCCUCCUGGGCACCUCGACGCUGCUGGUGUGGGUGGGCGUGAUCCGCUACCUGACCUUCUUCCACAACUACAACAUCCUCAUCGCCACACUGCGGGUGGCCCUGCCCAGCGUCAUGCGCUUCUGCUGCUGCGUCGCCGUCAUCUACCUGGGCUACUGCUUCUGUGGCUGGAUCGUGCUGGGACCCUAUCAUGUGAAGUUCCGCUCGCUCUCCAUGGUAUCCGAGUGCCUGUUCUCACUCAUCAACGGGGACGACAUGUUCGUGACGUUCGCCGCCAUGCAGGCUCAGCAGGGCCGCAGCAGCCUGGUGUGGCUCUUCUCCCAGCUCUACCUGUACUCGUUCAUCAGCCUCUUCAUCUACAUGGUGCUCAGCCUCUUCAUCGCGCUCAUCACCGGUGCCUACGACACCAUCAAGCAUCCUGGCGGCGCAGGCGCAGAGGAGAGCGAGCUGCAGGCCUACAUCGCACAGUGCCAGGACAGCCCUACCUCUGGCAAGUUCCGCCGCGGGAGCGGCUCAGCCUGCAGCCUUCUCUGCUGCUGCGGAAGGGACCCCUCGGAGGAGCAUUCGCUGCUGGUGAAUUGAUUCGACCUGACUGCCAUUGGACCAUAGGCCUUGGACUGCGGAGACCCCCGCCCCCCACCCCGCUUAUUUAUUUUUAGGGUUUGCUUUUAAGGAUCGGCUCCCUGUCGCGCCCGAGGAGGGCCUGGACCUUUCGUGUCGGACCUUUGGGGGCGGGGAGGGUGUUGAAUAAAAGGGAAAAUAAAUGUGCCGUUCUCAUUUUUA